Sceloporus undulatus (fence lizard) is the source of this 1864-nucleotide messenger RNA. RefSeq names its product potassium channel tetramerization domain containing 6 (gene KCTD6). The record is from RefSeq and is a predicted model, not a curated record. Gene Ontology annotation, molecular function: protein binding. NCBI's taxonomy places the organism in Eukaryota, Metazoa, Chordata, Lepidosauria, Squamata, Phrynosomatidae. Bases 248 to 961 code for a protein of 237 amino acids. Gene Ontology annotation, biological process: protein homooligomerization. The transcript has 3 exons.
UCCUGUGCUGUGGAUACAGCUUCAACAGAUGACAACAAAAUUUAAUAUUCUUUGUGGCUCCAGGUGCAUGGUAAGGACACCACCAUCUGUUGCAUAUCUGUCAUUCAUGAACCUUGCAGUGGGGCAAUUUGCCUGGAAGAAGUAAAUUAACCUCCAGGAAGAACAGGAAGGAAUAAGUGGUGAAUUGUAUAGCCUUUCAAAAAACUGCACAUAUAUUUGGACCUGCGUAGAUCACGCAUCGGAACAGAUGGAUAAUGGAGACUGGGGAUAUAUAAUGACUGAACCUGUCACUCUAAAUGUGGGUGGUCACUUGUAUACGACGUCGCUCACCACUCUCACAAGGUACCCUGAUUCGAUGCUGGGAGCCAUGUUCCGGGGGGACUUCCCCACUGCCAGAGAUUCUCAGGGCAAUUACUUCAUUGACCGGGAUGGACCACUUUUCCGGUAUGUUCUCAAUUUUUUACGGACAUCAGAGCUGACUCUGCCUCUGGACUUCAAGGAAUUCGACCUGCUUCGAAAAGAAGCAGAUUUUUAUCAGAUUGAACCCUUAAUACAGUGUCUCAAUGACCCCAAACCUUUGUAUUCUAUGGAUACCUUUGAGGAGGUGGUGGAGCUUUCCAGUACUCGCAAGCUUUCAAAAUAUUCCAAUCCAGUGGCAGUCAUCAUAACACAGCUCACCAUCACAACCAAGGUCCACUCAUUGUUGGAAGGGAUUUCCAACCAUUUUACCAAGUGGAAUAAGCAUAUGAUGGACACGAGAGACUGUCAAGUUUCUUUUACGUUUGGGCCAUGUGAUUACCACCAAGAGGUCGCACUCCGCGUCCAUCUUAUGGAGUACAUCACAAAGCAAGGUUUCACCAUCCGAAACACGAGGGUCCACCACAUGAGUGAGCGAGCUAAUGAAAAUACAGUUGAACACAACUGGACUUUCUGUAGAUUGGCGCGAAAAACGGACGACUGAUAACCUUUUUCCUCCUCUGUUUUUUGUUCACUCUCCAGAAGCGAAAUUGCCAUUUCUCAGAACCAUGUAUUUCAGUGACUGGAGUCUGGCCUUGACAGAAACAACCUCGGAGGUUCUCCUUUUUAAUAUUUUCUUUUCUUUGUUAUGAAUAUUUAUUAUUUGAUUUUUAGAGUCUGGAGAAUGGAUAUGCUCUGGCCUCUUGUCUUUUGUCUUGUGAGAAACGUAUGCAUGUGCCUGCUUAACUUGUUAAGUCUCUUUUUAAAUUAAAAGAUGAAGAAAAACAAAUCACCCUUAGAAAAAAUGUUAAAAUUAACUACAUUAGGACACCCCACCCCACCUUUUUUUUACAAUGCAGUUUAAAGUACUAGAAAUCAUAUUUUGGUUUAAACUGCAUUUAAUUCAUUUAAUUCUAUUGCAUACCACUGGGAACAAAAGAGACUCCAGUUCAUACUGAACGCCUCCUACACAAGUUAGAGUGAAAUGAAUGGAAAUAGUAUGAAAGGAGCUUGUGUUGGAUACGUUCCCUCUGGAUCAUACCUAGAAUUGUUCAAAUGCAGUUGGAGGAAAAACUAUCAUCAUGUAAUCUAAUCUAGUUUUCCUUGAACCACUAAACAAGCAGUAUUAUUCAAAUGAUUUAGUUACCAAAAAGUCUCCACUCCCUCCCUUAUUUUCAAAAAAUACCGCAUUUGUCAGUUAUCAUGACUGUUUGUUUCUAUGCAUUAUAAAUCAAGCAACCAAAUAUUAUGUGCAGCUAUGAAAAUACAAGUAGAAGUAUUUAUGUUGGUUCUGAAUGCAAAAACGUCCCUGUGGUAGAACUCCUUUAUUUUUUAAUGCCUGGUGCAAUAUUCCCAAGUGUAAUGCUUGCCAGCAAGAAGCUAAUAAAAACAUGAAAUAUGGAAGCCA